Messenger RNA from Mizuhopecten yessoensis (Yesso scallop), 2690 nucleotides. Its product is annotated as WAG22 antigen-like. NCBI's taxonomy places the organism in Eukaryota, Metazoa, Mollusca, Bivalvia, Pectinida, Pectinidae. The transcript is spliced from 10 exons. Bases 39 to 2576 code for a protein of 845 amino acids. The record is from RefSeq and is a predicted model, not a curated record.
UAUUUACGUUCUAAGGACGGAACAAACAACAUAAUACGAUGCGAGGAAUUGUACAUUGUACCAUAGCUUUGGUACUUGUGUCUAUAACAACAAGUUUAACCCAAGAUUUAACGUGCAUUUGUUAUGUCAACUAUUCUCCCGAAGAAAAAUCUCUUGGAUUGGCUGGUUUCUAUUGUCUUCACUCUAGUGGUUCUUUUGUGAAAUCACACAGGAAAGUGAAUACCGACAUAGGCGCAGUCAAAUUGCUGCUCGGGUCUGACUGUAAAGAUUUGCUGGAAGAUGAAAUCGAUGAAAAGCGACGAUUUUUCUCCGAUUCUUUUGGCGGCAGUGUCGACGCCGGAAGUAAAGGCGACGGUAGUUCGAGCGCAGGCGGAGGUUUACAUACACCAGUAGGAAGUGUCUCCGGGCAUGCUCACUUUUCCCAUGGCCAUCUGUCUGGAGGCGAUAUUGGAGUGUCCGGCAAUGUGGGCAAAUAUGGAAGUGCCGGUGUCCACGCUAAUUACGACCACGGUCACGUAAGCGGAGGAGUCGAUGCGGGCCUUGAUCUUGGAGGCAUUGCACAUGCGCAGGCACAUGUGGACAUGGACCACAACUACGACAUAAGUGGAGGAGUGAACGCGGGAGUGGACCUCGGUGGAGUUAAGGAGACGGCCUCACUAGACGUGGACCACAACGGACAGGCUACAGGGGGAAUCCAGGGAACGUUUGGACGCAGAGAUGAAAACAAUGAUAAGCGACGAUUUUUCUCCGAUUCUUUUGGCGGCAGUGUCGACGCCGGAAGUAAAGGCGAUGGUAGUUCGAGCGCAGGCGGAAGUUUACAUACACCAGUUGGAAGUGUCUCCGGGCAUGCUCACUUUUCCCAUGGCGAUCUGUCUGUAGGCGAUAUUGGAGUGUCCGGCAAUGUUGGCAAAUUCGGAAGUGCCGGUGUCCACGCUAACUACGACCAAGGUCACGUAAGCGGGGGAGUCGAUGCGGGCCUUGAUCUUGGAGGCAUUGCACAUGUGCAGGCGCAUGGGGACAUGGACCAAAACCACGACAUAAGUGGAGGAUUGAACGCGGGAGUGGACCUCGGUGGAGUUAAGGAGACGGCCUCACUAGACGUGGACCACAACGGACACGCUACAGGAGGAAUCCAGGGAACGUUUGGACGUAGAGAUGAAAGCAAUGAAAAGCGACGAUUUUUCUCCGAUUCUUUUGGCGGCAGUGUCGACGCCGGAAGUAAAGGCGAUGGUAGUUCGAGCGCAGGCGGAAGUUUACAUACACAAGUUGGAAGUGUCUCCGGGCAUGCUCACUUUUCCCGUGGCGAUCUGUCUGGAGGCGAUAUUGGAGUGUCCGGCAAUGUGGGCAAAUUCGGAAGUGCCGGUGUGCACGCUAACUACGACCACGAUCACGUAAGCGGAGGAGUCGAUGCGGGCCUUGAUCUUGGAGGCAUUGCACAUGUGCAGGCACAUGUGGACAUGGACCAAAACCACGACAUAAGUGGAGGAUUGAACGCGGGAGUUGACCUCGGUGGAGUUAAGGAGACGGCCUUACUAGACGUGGACCACAACGGACACGCUACAGGAGGAAUCCAGGGAACGUUUGGACGCAGAGAUGAAAACAAUGAAAAGCGACGAUUUUUCUCCGAUUCUUUUGGCGGCAGUGUCGACGCCGGAAGUAAAGGCGAUGGUAGUUCGAGCGCAGGCGGAAGUUUACAUACACCAGUUGGAAGUGUCUCCGGGCAUGCUCACUUUUCCCAUGGCGAUCUGUCUGGAGGCGAUAUUGGAGUGUCCGGCAAUGUGGGCAAAUUCGGAAGUGCCGGUGUCCACGCUAACUACGACCACGAUCACGUAAGCGGAGGAGUCGAUGCGGGCCUUGAUCUUGGAGGCAUUGCACAUGUGCAGGCACAUGUGGACAUGGACCAAAACCACGACAUAAGUGGAGGAGUGAACGCGGGAGUGGACCUCGGUGGAUUUAAGGAGACGGCCUCACUAGACGUGGACCACAACGGACACGCUACAGGAGGAAUCCAGGGAACGUUUGGACGCAGAGAUGAAAGCAAUGAAAAGCGACGAUUUUUCACCGAUUCUUUUGGCGGCAGUGUCGACGCCGGAAGUAAAGGCGAUGGUAGUUCGAGUGCAGGCGGAAGUUUACAUACACCAGUUGGAAGUGUCUCCGGGCAUGCUCACUUUUCCCAUGGCGAUCUGUCUGGAGGCGAUAUUGGAGUGUCCGGCAAUGUUGGCAAAUUCGGAAGUGCCGGUGUCCACGCUAACUACGACCAAGGUCACGUAAGCGGAGGAGUCGAUGCGGGCCUUGAUCUUGGAGGCAUUGCACAUGUGCAGGCACAUGUGGAUAUGGACCACUACCACGACAUAAGUGGAGGAGUGAACGCGGGAGUGGACCUCGGUGGAGUUAAGGAGACGGCCUCACUAGACGUGGACCACAACGGACACGCUACAGGAGGAAUCCAGGGAACGUUUGGACGUAGAGAAUCAAACCGAUUCUCCCGGAAUUGGAUGGAUAUGUCUGAUGGCGAUAUCCUAGAAGAUACCCUGAUGUUCGUUGAAAUUCCUGAGAGUACAUCAGUCGAAAAGUAGCUUGGAUAACCGAGUGUAUGGACUGGAAAGUGAAUCUAUAAACUGCGAACAAACCGAUUGACCGUAUUUGAAUAAUGAUAUUCUUCGAUGUUUUUUUAAAUAAAUGUUGUUUUC